Messenger RNA from Athalia rosae (coleseed sawfly), 2085 nucleotides. Its product is annotated as noggin-2-like. The transcript is spliced from 2 exons. Bases 1219 to 2022 code for a protein of 267 amino acids. NCBI's taxonomy places the organism in Eukaryota, Metazoa, Arthropoda, Insecta, Hymenoptera, Athaliidae. The record is from RefSeq and is a predicted model, not a curated record. Gene Ontology annotation, biological process: negative regulation of cell differentiation; dorsal/ventral pattern formation; osteoblast differentiation.
UGUGGGAAGUUCGUCUGACUAUCUGUUUGUCCGUAUGACUGUAUCUCUUUCUUUCUGUUUUCGCAGCUCUCGCGGUGAUUCUCACUGUGUUACAAACAUGCGGCCCAGUUCUGUUUGCGCGCUCAGUGGAACCGCAAUUCAAUUACUGGCCUAAAUACUCGCGCAAUAAUUUCCAUUUUCAUUUAGGAUAAAUCUAUAAUUCAAAUUUUUAUUUUUUUCAAGUUUUCAAUCCGACAUUUUUUGAGCUGGUAUCAAGUUCCAAAAAUUAAGUUUCACGUAAUUAAACUCGGAAGAGAAUAAGAUAUUGUUUGAACUUGUGAACUCCUUUUUUUAUUCUACUAUUAUAUUAACAUCCAAGUUUCUGGCUCAAGGAAUACGCCAACGAAAUUACGGAAACAUUUCGAGUCCAAUGGCGUUCCGAUGACGCGAUAUUCGGUAAGAAAUUUGCACAAUUUCAUAAAUAAAUUCGUAUAAUUUGCAGCGAUUUUUCAGAAUAACAGUAACACACACGAUCGUAUCUGUCACUACCAUCAGUAACAAACCGUACGCGAGAAUCGAGUAAUCGCCCAUUAAUAACGAAUAUAUUUGUAAAAUGAUAUCUAUAAUCGUGUACGGACAGAUUACCUGUAGGUGAGCAAGAGAGAGAGUUCAGUUUAUAAUUUUAAGUAAAAUUGUUGCGCCGUUAUUACACACCGUGAGAUGAAUUGAUAGGGAUAGCUGAGAGGUGCGUAUUUAACGUGGGAUGAGCGCGGAGGAGGGUGACCAGGUCCUUAUUUGGAGGAUGGUUUCAUCCCGCAUCCCCGCGUGGGUGCCGUGCGUCUCCCACCGAUGUUCACUCUGCCGAUUAAAAACGACGUACGAUUAGGACUCGUUUACUUCGAAGAAGUGUGGAGGUAGCCGCCGAUUUGCGUACAUACAAAAAGUACGCUAGUCUCAGCGUCAUUUGCCCGACUCCGAGACCUUUAUAACAAAUUUUAUCUCUCCGAAUUUGAAAUUCAUUAAUUCCCGUUGGCUUACCUCAAUGAUCUGCUGUGCACCAAAGAGCAUUUACACAUGCCAUCUCUGCAUACGCAUACAUUAACCGCAUACAUUCGCCAAAUGUAUUACCUACUUAAUUCGUACAAUGAAUCGAUGGCUUGAGAAAAAUGAAAAUAUCGAAAUGAUGCUCUUAAUUUCCUACAAAGUCUUUUUCCUGCCCUCCGUUGAUCCUCCGAAGUUAUGCCACAGCACAGUACUUAUUUUCAGAUGCAGACCAACGUUUUGUGGUGCCCAGGAGGCUGGUGGCUAGCAGUUCUGCUUUCAUUUCCGUUUCUCCAAUCGCGGUCGCGCGGAGAGCCACAUUUGCAUCCUCGCCCUCAGAACGGAGGUACGGGUUCUCCGCAUGACCACGGUCUGCGACCUGCGGAAUCCUGGCUCUCUGCUCUGUUACCAGAGCCCGAAGAUGAAACCUUAGAUCCACCGCCAGAGGAGAGGGAGGAGACGCAUCUGCUUGCUCUCUUAGGAGCAGAUUACGAUGCAGCCUUCAUGUCAAAUUCGAAACCAAAUUCCAGCGCUCGACUUUCUUGGGAAUUUCCCUUCCGGGCUGAUUGGCGAGGACGGCUCAUUCCUACAGGAGAAAUGCCUCGUGCUUUGCGAACUCUUCACCUUGGCUAUGUGCGGCUCCCCGAUGGCUCACGCCUAAAAACCAGAGUGUCGGGUAAGUUGAAGAGAAAAUUGAGGCGAUUGUUGUGGGCGUACACCUUUUGCCCAGUUCAAUGGAGGUGGAAAAAUCUGGGAAUAAGAUUUUGGCCACGCUGGAUUAAGCAGGGAAAAUGUUCCCAAGGAAAAGGCGUAUCUUGUAGCAUUCCUUCCGGAAUGAAAUGCAGACCUGCGACUACCGACUACAAAAAAUUCCUGAGGUGGCACUGCGUUCAGAAGGGGGAGUGCAAAUGGCGCACGGUUGAAUAUCCGGUGGUGACGCAGUGCGCCUGUUCCUGUUCUCAUGUUCUCCAUUCUGUAACUGCGGACAUGACCCGGGUUUAAUCGAAGUGCAACAUUUAAACACUAACAGGACAGACCAUCAACAGAAGACAUAAGCUUGAAGAA